Molecule: messenger RNA, 1167 nt
Organism: Gossypium raimondii (Peruvian cotton)
Lineage: Eukaryota; Viridiplantae; Streptophyta; Magnoliopsida; Malvales; Malvaceae
Product: LIM domain-containing protein WLIM1
Exons: 5
Coding region: 312-938 (208 amino acids)
Biological process (GO): actin filament bundle assembly
Cellular component (GO): actin cytoskeleton; plasma membrane
Molecular function (GO): actin filament binding
Source: RefSeq, a predicted model, not a curated record
UAUCAAAAUCAUCUGUAAAUUCCUAUAACUUUUGCCCUCAAUUCACUGCCAUCCACAAUAUUUUUGGUCACCCCUGCUUUUUUCACAGCCAUUAAUAAACAGGAUUUAAAGCUUGGAAGCAGAGGAGCAAAUCGUUGAAAUCAGAUCGGAAAGGCAAAGGAAGAAAAAGAGUGAAAGAUUUGGGUUUUGAGAAAAUCAAUUCAAAACGACUGGUUUCACUCUUUUUUUCCUGCCUUGCUGAUCUUUUUGGGGUUCUUCCACAAAAAGAAACAAAAAAAUUUGGGUGAUCUGUGUUGAAAAAGAAAUAAAAUAUGGCGACAUUCCAAGGAACUCAACAAAAAUGCAAUGCAUGCAACAAGACUGUUUAUCUGGUGGAUAAGUUGACGGCUGAUAAUAGGGUUUUUCAUAAGGCUUGCUUCCGUUGCCACCAUUGCAAGGGUACCCUCAAGCUUAGCAACUACAACUCAUUUGAAGGGGUGCUAUACUGCAGGCCACACUAUGAUCAACUCUUCAAGAGAACUGGCAGUCUUGACAAGAGUUUUGAAGGAACACCAAAGGUUGUCAGACCUGAAAGACAAAUCGAUAGUGAGAGUGCACUGAAAGUGAUGAACUCGUUUGGUGGCACCAGAGAAAAAUGUGCGGCCUGUUCUAAGACUGCUUAUCCAAUUGAGAGGGUUACUGUGAAUGGGACAAUAUACCACAAGAGCUGCUUCAAGUGUACCCAUGGAGGGUGUACCAUUAGCCCAUCAAACUAUAUAGCACAUGAAGGUAAACUCUACUGCAAACAUCACCAUAUCCAACUCUUCAAGGAGAAAGGAAACUACAGCCAACUCGAGACCGAACGAGAGAAACAAGCCGCCACCGCCGCCAAUAAGGUUCCUGCCCCUGCUGCAACAUCAACCACAACCACAACCACGGAGAUUGCAGCUGAGUCGUAAUGAUCUCAGUGUGCAUCACUGCUGCUUCAAUGAAAAAACUUUGUAAAACGAUCCAAUGUCAUUGCUGUGUUGAUUUUCUGCAAUGGGGUUCUUUUUAUUUUUUUUCUUUGAUCCAGAUAUUAUUCUUGGUUCAUAAUAUGUUACAUAAAUUUCCCACUUUCAAAGAUGGGAUUGAGGUGAUAUGUUCCAAGUGGAUUCAGCUUUUGAAAAAUAAAGAUUCUUUCAUUAA